Staurois parvus is the source of this 451-nucleotide messenger RNA. Lineage: Eukaryota; Metazoa; Chordata; Amphibia; Anura; Ranidae. The record is from the annotation of a GenBank genome assembly.
AUCAGCUGUGUCCAAUCACAGCUGAUCACAUGUAAAUAGGGAAAUGCCGGUUAUCGGCAUUUCACUCCUCACGAGCUGUCACGCCGACAGUGAUGAUCAGUGUGCCCUGAUGAUCAGUGUGGCCCCAGAAGUGCCACCUGUCAGUGCCCAUCAAUGCCAGCUGUCAGUGGUCAUCUAUGCCACCUGUCAGUGCCCAUCAGUGUCUCAUCAAUGCCACAUAUCAGUGCCCAUCUGAGCUGCCUUUCAGUGCCACCUAUCAGUGCCAGUCAGUGCCACCUAUCAAUGCCAGUUAGUGCCGCCUAACAGUGCCAGGCAGUGCCGCCUAUCAGUGCCAUAUAUGAGUGCUGCCUUUCAGUGCCCAUCAGUGAUGCCUGUCACUGCCCACCAGUGGCACCUACUAGUGCCUCCUCAUCAGUGCCCAUCAGUGCCUCCUAUCAGUGUCCAUCACUGC